AUGCUGCCACCGGUUUACACGUCCCACCAUCGGCCAAAACAAAGUCAAAAUCGCCAAGUUGAGUUAAGUCCCGUCCGAAUACAAGUCAAAGCGGGCUUUGGCGGGGUCCAACAGACUGUCAAUCUACGUGAGCCCAAGGCUAGUGUGACGCAGAUCAAACCCAGCAGCGCGGUGUGCCGUGUCAGGGCCCCUGGCAAAGUGAUGGCUGUAUGCCUGGAGGCUCGUUCAGGGUCCAGUUUUCUCUCCUGUAGUUCCCCGAUAUUUCAGCUGCGGUUUACUAUACAGACUUGA
Messenger RNA from Pochonia chlamydosporia 170, 291 nucleotides. RefSeq lists its product as hypothetical. The record is from RefSeq and is a predicted model, not a curated record. The transcript has a single exon. The coding region runs from base 1 to 291 and encodes 96 amino acids. NCBI's taxonomy places the organism in Eukaryota, Fungi, Ascomycota, Sordariomycetes, Hypocreales, Clavicipitaceae.